AUGCUAACAUCUCAAUUUGCCGUUUAUCCAACUCUCCGCAAAAGAAUUGUGAUCAUCUCAGGCGGCGCAACCGGUAUCGGUGGCGCAAUGGUUGAAGCAUUUGCCAAUCAGGGUGCCCAGGUCGUCAUACUCGACAUCCUUACGAAAGCCGCGUGUCAGCUUAUCGAGAAACUCGAAAAGGCUGGUGUCACCUACCCACCUAUCUUCAUGCAUUGUGACGUGACAGACAUUGAGGGCGAUGUUAAGUCCGUUUCUGCCUCGCUUUUGGAACUCUACCCUCAAAUUGAUGUCCUCAUUAACAAUGCCGCCAACGAUAAACGCCAGAAAUCGGGCGAUAUUACGUUGGAUUUGUGGGAGAAAGGUCUCGCUACCAAUCUCCGCCAUCAUUUUUUUAUCACCCAGGCACUCCUGCCAGCUUUCAGCGAGACUUCCUCGGUCAUCAACAUGGGCAGUGUUGCUUGGGCUACUCCUCUGACCGAUAUGGCACCAUAUGUUGUCAGCAAGUCCGCCAUUGUUGGACUCACAAAAACAUUAGCCCAUGAGCUCGGUCUGAGGGGUAUUCGGGUCAACAGUAUCAUGCCAGGAGCAAUUGCGACAGAGAGACAAAAAAGAGAUAUAAUUACCCCAGAGUACGAAAAGAGCUUGCUGGAACGUCAGGCCCUUAAAAGGAUUCUGAAGCCGUCUGAUGUUUCAAACCUCGCAUUGUGGCUUUCUGCUGCGGAUGGCUCUGGCAUGACUGGACAGAGCAUUGUUAUUGAUGGAGGGUGGCUAUAA
Messenger RNA from Penicillium lagena, 774 nucleotides. RefSeq names its product SDR family NAD(P)-dependent oxidoreductase. Bases 1 to 774 code for a protein of 257 amino acids. Lineage: Eukaryota; Fungi; Ascomycota; Eurotiomycetes; Eurotiales; Aspergillaceae. Gene Ontology annotation, molecular function: oxidoreductase activity. The record is from RefSeq and is a predicted model, not a curated record. The transcript has a single exon.